GUGGUCGAGGCUUGACUGGAAAGGUUAGUUGAUCAUGAAGACUUAACCACGGUUUGUUCCAUUUUAAAGUGAAGUUUGUUUUGAAAAUUAACCUCGCGGGAUAAAUCCUAUAUCAUCGGAGAACAUUUUGGAGUUAAAUAACGUGUGCUUUACAUCAACAAAAUACCAAGAGGAAGUGUUCAAACGUCUGUAAUGAUCGAAAUUUAACGGAAGUAACGUUAGCUUCGCCUGACGAGUGUCUGGAUGCUUAAACCAACAGUCAUGGAGCUGGGCAAGCUAUGUGGGAAGAUGAAAAAACAGAGGAAGGCAGAGAUGACUGUUCCGACUGUCAGGAAAGGACUGGAGAUCCACUUCUACCUGCCUGAAACACACCAGCUCGAGUAUUUCAAAGACUGCCAUACUGCGGAGGACCUGUGCGUGGAGGCUGCCAAGAAAUGCCACAUCUCACCUUUAUGCCACAACCUGUUUGCACUGUAUGAAGAGAGCCAGGAUCUCUGGUAUGCUCCCAAUCAUGUGUUCAAGAUCACUGAGGAGACCAGCAUCAAACUCCACUACCGUAUGAGGUUUUAUUUCACAAACUGGCAUGGCACCAAUGAGUUGGAGUCUCCUGUUUGGAGACACUCACUGAGUAAGAAAGGUGUUUUGAACUCUCAGAAGGGGACUGAGGGGACACCUCUACUAGAUGCUGCAUCUCUUGAUUACCUAUUUGCACAGGGGCAGUAUGACUUCCUGAGGGGACUGGCUCCUGUGCGCACUCCCCAGAGCGAGGCAGAGCUUCAAGAGAUAGAGAACGAGUGUUUGGGAAUGGCAGUUUUGGCUAUUACCCAUCAUGCCAAGGGCAAUGACCUGCCCUUAUCAGGAGCUGGAGCUGAGACCAGCUACAAGCGCUUCAUUCCGGACAGUCUUAACCGCACCUUUAAGCAGCGGAACUUUCUCACACGCAUACGCAUCAACAAUGUCUUCAAGAAUUUUCUCAAUGAGUUCAAUAGCAAGACCAUCCAGGACAGCAACAUUACCCUCUAUGACCUGAAGGUCAAGUAUCUUUCCACUCUGGAAACGCUGACCCAGGGCUUGGGUCGAGAGACUGUUGAGCCUAAAAUCCUGAAAGUAUCAGGCGAGAAUGAGGGCUCUCCGGCACACACACUUCCCUUAGGGGAUGACGGACGGGGAUAUGAGGUGCAAGUAUCUGGCACCACUGGGAUCUCCUGGAGGAGAAAGUUUGUACCGAAUCUUCUGAUAGUGAAAGACAAACCCAAGUCUAAAAAGAACAAGGCUGACAACAAGCAGAAGACUGAAAAAAAGAAAGAAACCGGAUGGACCAUUUUCUCAGACUUUUACGAAAUCACCCACAUUGUCAUUAAGGAGUCGUGUGUAACCAUUUACAGACAAGACAAUAAAACCAUGGAGUUGGAUCUGUUUUUUCGUGAUGCAGCCCUGUCCUUUGCUGCAAUGGUGGACGGAUACUUCAGAUUGACUGUAGAUGCCCAUCAUUACCUGUGCACUGAAGUCGCACCCUCAUCAGUUGUCCAGAAUUUAGAAAAUGGCUGUCAUGGGCCUCUCUGUACAGAGUAUGCAAUUCAUAAACUCCGUCAGGAGGGAAAUGAAGAAGGAACCUACAUCCUGCGCUGGAGCUGCACAGAUUAUAACUACAUCAUCAUGACUGUUGUCUGCAUUGAGAUGGACCUGUGUGAGUCCAGACCGAUUCCCCAGUAUAAAAACUUCCAAAUUGAAACAAGCCCUCAGGGCUACAGACUGUUUGGGACCGAGACGUUCCGGCCCGCACUAAAGGAGCUUCUGGAGCACUUGCAGGGCCAAAGCCUACGCACAGAGAACCUGCGCUUCCAGCUGCGCCGCUGCUGCCCACCACAACCCAGAGAAAUUUCCAACCUAUUAGUGAUGACCACAAACCGAGAGCCCGCCCCGCAGAGACAAAAUCAAGUCAGCCAGCUGAGUUUCCACCGCAUCCUUAAGGAAGAGAUUGAACAGGGUGAGCAUUUGGGCCGGGGCACAAGGACAAACAUCUAUGCUGGUGUUCUGAAGCUGAAGAGUGAGGAUGAUGAUGACAUGGGAGGAUACUCACAGGAGGUGAAAGUGGUGUUGAAAGUGCUGGGCUCAGGACACAGAGAUAUCUCUCUGGCUUUCUUUGAGACAGCUAGCAUGAUGCGUCAGAUCUCUCACAAACACAUCGCACUGCUCUACGGAGUGUGUGUUCGCCACCAGGAGAAUAUCAUGGUGGAAGAGUUUGUUCAAUAUGGUCCUCUGGAUCUGUUCAUGCGCAGACAAACCACGACUCUCAGCACCGCAUGGAAGUUCCAGGUUGCCAAACAAUUGGCUAGCUCCCUCAGCUAUCUGGAGGAUAAGAAGCUGGUUCAUGGAUAUGUGUGCUGUAAGAACAUUCUGGUGGCUCGAGAUGGUCUGGAUGGAGAGGGAGGACCCUUCAUUAAACUGAGUGACCCUGGCAUACCCAUUACUGUCCUUAGCAGAGAAGAAUGUGUGGACAGGAUUCCUUGGAUUGCUCCCGAGUGUGUACAGGACACUGCUAAUCUGAGCGUAGCAGCGGAUAAGUGGGGCUUUGGGACAACUCUGUGGGAGAUCUGUUACAAUGGAGAGAUACCUCUCAAAGACAAGAAACUCACGGAGAAGGAAAGGUUUUACGCAGCACAGUGUCAGUUGGCAACCCCUGAUUGCCAGGAGCUGGCCAAGCUCAUGACCCACUGUAUGACCUACGACCCUCGGCAGAGACUGUUCUUCAGGGCCAUUGUCAGGGACAUUGUCAUGGUGGAGGAACAGAACCCAUCCAUUCAGCCUGUUCCCAUGCUAGAGGUGGACCCCACAGUGUUUGAGAAGAGGUUCCUCAAGAAGAUCAGAGACCUUGGAGAGGGUCAUUUUGGAAAGGUGGAGUUGUGCAGAUAUGACCCGCGGGGAGAUCGGACUGGAGAGCUGGUGGCCGUGAAGUCUCUAAAGCCAGAGAACCGAGAAGAGCAGAGCAGUAACCUGUGGUGUGAGAUUGACAUCCUGAGAGAACUUUACCACGAGAACAUUGUUAAAUACAAGGGCAUUUGCAAUGAAGAGGGUGGGAGAUCCAUUAAGCUCAUCAUGGAGUUUUUACCGGCAGGCAGUCUGAAGGAAUACCUUCCCAGAAACAAAGCUCACAUAGACCUUAAAACCCUUCUCAACUAUUCUGUACAGAUCUGCCAGGGCAUGGACUACCUGGGCUCUCGCAACUACAUCCACAGAGACCUGGCAGCCCGCAAUGUUCUGGUGGAGAAUGAAAGCACGGUCAAGAUCGGAGACUUCGGCCUGACCAAAAGCAUUAAGGAUAAUGAGGGUUACUACACGGUGAAAGACGAUCUGGACAGUCCAGUGUUCUGGUAUGCUCCAGAGUGCCUGAUCCACUGCAAGUUCUACAGGGCGUCUGAUGUCUGGUCUUUUGGAGUGACCAUGUAUGAGCUCCUCACGUACUGUGAUGCCUCGUGCAGCCCUAUGUCGGUGUUCCUAAAGAUGAUUGGUCCAACACAGGGCCAGAUGACUGUUACCCGAUUGGUCAAAGUCCUGGAGGAGGGGAAGAGACUUCCGAAGCCAGAUGGCUGCUCAGAAAGGUUGUACAAUCUGAUGAGGAAAUGCUGGGAGGCAACACCUGAAAAAAGGAUCGACUUCAAAAGCCUGAUUGCCAACUUUCAGCAGAUGCUUGACAAUCAGUAACGGUGGAAAUAAGAUGGGAUACAGACUCCACCUCCUUUGCAAGAGACAGUCCCAUAGAGACAAAAUCCCCAGAAAAAAAAAACAAAACAAAAAAAAGUAUAACUGCAGUGUAGCACUCUUUCAAAUAUACUCUCCUUUUUACUGUAUCCCUCACAUUAUGGCCUCAUAGAAUCUAUAAACUGCUGGCCAUUUGAAAUAGCCACAAAGAAACUGCUAGAACCACCGAAGCGGGCAGAUGAGCACUGCCCGGCCUCUCUUUGAAUAUGCAAACAUGUAACUGCCAGUUCGAAUCGCUCAUUUUUCUCUUCAAGUUCAAAUGCAGACCUGAUUCGUGCACAAAAAAUGAGGCGAAUCAGGAAUCUGACACACUCGGCUCCUCUGCUUCAUGUUGUGCCUCAGUGUCACAUCAGCCACAAAGAUGCAUGUAUGAAAAACCCAUAAUUUCCCAAGGUGCAUUACAGCAAGUUCUGUAUGGAAUCUGCCCAUUGUGAGGCAUACGCAUUGAGAGAGACUGACCCUUGUUGCGAUAAAAGAGGACUGUUGUUCUUUGGAAGUUGAGGAACGUGUCAGAAUGUAGAUUUACAUGUGUGGUCCACGGUUUGGAGCUUUAAUGAGUGAAUGUCGAGUGGAAUGUGCCUGCUCUCGUGAGACGAUUGACGUGCAAAGCAUGUUAAGCGCUCACAGACUGCUGGUUUGUCUGAUUUGGAGCGGACAGCUGUCCUCUUAGAAAAUUCCAAACGAACGUGCAGGAUUCCCGGAGAACUCUGAAAUGUCACGCGCCGGUCAAGAUGCUUACGUUCUAAGGAAUGUACUUCCUCCCUGAGCUUCACAUUUGCCAUGGAAAAACUGAAGAGGAUAAUUCUGAGAACAGCAUGUGGAAGGAUAACCGUUAUGGGUUUAAUGAAAUGCCCGAAAUAGGCACUAGGGGACAGUAGAGUUUAUGAAAUAUCUCAAGAAAAAUUCACAUUAUGUUGUGCAAAUUAUAUUCUGGGCUCAGCUAACUUUCAGAAACUGAUUUAACUGUCAAAAAAAAAAAAUAUAUAGUAUUUUAUCUGUUGUUUUUUAUCAAAAUGGAAUUAAAAAGUGAUUAACAUGAUGUUUCUAUAGGGGAUAUUUUGUUUGUUUAAAGACGGAUGCUGACUUGAAUGAGGAGGAUCAAGACUGAAAUUAGUUUUUCGUCUUAAACGCCUUAGUCGUUAUUCGUACAGUCAAAGGGAGGCUAAAUAUUCAAAGACACACUAAUUCCCAUCUGAUUAUCAGAUUAUGGUUAAUCCUCACACAUGGUUCCUGAAAAGGGAAAAUGAUUCAUCUCCCUGAAGGAAGUGUCACAUGGUUUUACACUGAAGGAAUUGUGAAAUGUACGUUGUUGCGUUGGUAUCUACGCCUCCACGGUGGCCACAAUGGAGUUGGUGGUCAAAAAAGAAAAAUGAUGAAACAAUAAGACUUUUUUUUCUGCCCUUUAAUGUGGAUUGCAAAACAAUUCCAUCAGCUCAAAAUGAAACCCAAACCUAUUUUCCUCAAAAAGAAUGACAACAAAAUUGUAUUGAACAGGGUACAUAAAUACACAUAAAUAAAUACAUUUUUUUUGUUGUUGUA
Pimephales promelas (fathead minnow) is the source of this 5298-nucleotide messenger RNA. RefSeq names its product Janus kinase 1 (gene jak1). NCBI's taxonomy places the organism in Eukaryota, Metazoa, Chordata, Actinopteri, Cypriniformes, Leuciscidae. Gene Ontology annotation, cellular component: cytosol; membrane; cytoskeleton. Gene Ontology annotation, molecular function: growth hormone receptor binding; ATP binding; non-membrane spanning protein tyrosine kinase activity. Gene Ontology annotation, biological process: intracellular signal transduction; cytokine-mediated signaling pathway; cell surface receptor signaling pathway via JAK-STAT. The record is from RefSeq and is a predicted model, not a curated record.